Labrus bergylta (ballan wrasse) is the source of this 4115-nucleotide messenger RNA. The record is from RefSeq and is a predicted model, not a curated record. NCBI's taxonomy places the organism in Eukaryota, Metazoa, Chordata, Actinopteri, Labriformes, Labridae.
GUCACUUCCUGCGCGGCAGACUCACCGCUUUGUUGAACAAGUAAGUUGUCAACUAGCGUUAAAGGUUUCUGUCUGCUUCGUUCGUACAACUUUGAAUAACAUUGUUCGUAUCUAGACAUCACUCUUGGUCAUGUACUCUCCAGUGAAUAGAUGCUGCCAUAUGACUAACACUAACCAUAGACUGUAAGGCACUAACACGGUUUAUUUCGCUGCUAACUGUUGCCGCCCUUGCUAGCCAACGUUAGCUUCCACUGCUAGCAGGGAAGCAUACAGUGCACGUACUGUAUGCUAACGGAGAAACUUGUACAUGCAUCACUUGAUUGUUGGCUAACUAGAUAUCUUUGUUAACUCUGAGUGUGAGUCAAACGUCGUUGCUUGGCGUUAGGUGCAGCAGAGUUCAUCAUCAUGUCUAAUCCACUGAGUGCAGAGCAGUGGAGAAAGAUAGAAGAAAACAGACAGAGGGCUUUGGAGAGAAGAGCCCAAAGACUUGGACAGAAUAUUAGCAGCAACAAGCAGGCCUCAGCACUCUCCUCCAGUAGUUCAGUACAGACUCACCCUCCUAAACGAGGCAUUGCUUCGGAUCCUGCUGCCCUCACACAUCUCAGAGAAACACCCAGUUUUGCCCCUGAACCAAAACGGUUUGUCCCACCCUUAAAAACACAUCACAGAGAAACACCAAGCGUGGUCUCUGAACCCAAGCGCUUUGUUCCACCCCUCAAAAAAGACUCACAAAGCCUCUAUAAUCCAAAUCAUGGCCAAAACCAUCAGCAGUUAUCUGGCACUGGCAACCAGAUCAACCAGAGUGCUCUGUGUAACUCUGCUACUUCGAGACAGGUGAAAGUUAUUGACCCACUACCCCAGACAACAAGUCAACAUGUGAGCAGCACUGUCUUGUCAAGCGGAGGAAGCUUUGGGGCAAAGCCAGCUCAUCCCAAGUCUAACCUCACCUCAAAUACCUCUGGUGGAGCAAUUGGCUCAUUCUACAAGCAGACUAGUAAACCUGCCCAAAGCCCUGUUGCACAGCUACCCUCUAACUCUUCAACUCUUAAUGGUGCACCUACUAAGAAGCCUGCCAUCUCCGUAAGAGGAAAAUGUGUAUCUCACACAGAGGGACGCUUCAGAAUAGAAGUCGGCUAUCAUGCCGAACUCAUUGCAGUUUUUAAAUCCAUCUCUUCAAAGAACUAUGACCCUGCCACAAAGAUGUGGAACUUCGGCCUGGAGGACUACCAACAGCUAAUGGACGAAGCAGCUUCGAUUCCCUCUGUGUCUUUGAGGCCUCUGGAGGGAAUGGAAGCACUGGACGUUGCUGUAGCCACCAGCCGAGCUCGCGACGGUGCAGCACUGGGGGCGCUGCUGAAGCUGUGUAACGGCUGGCAGAAACCUGGAGCUACUCUGCAGGGCCAGUGCAUCCUGGUGUCUCGGACAAAGUUUGAGGUUGAUAUCGGUUAUCAUGGCGAUGUCAUUGCAGCGUUCAAGCAGAUGCCAACGAAGAGCUAUGAUAUGAAAGCAAGGAAGUGGAGCUUUUCACUUGAAGACUACAAGAGACUCAUGGAUCUUCUCAGUGGGAUAGCAGCAGUGGAGGUGGAGCCUCUGCCCAGGGCAAUAGUCCAGGCGUUUUCUGCCAGCUUUGAUGGGACCGAAGCCAGGUCUUUAGACGUCCCUGAGGCAGACCUCUCCGGCAUCGACCCCUCGCUCACCCGCAGCCUCAUGCCCUUCCAGAGGGAGGGAGUCAAUUUUGCAGUGUCAAAACAAGGCCGCCUCCUCUUGGCUGAUGACAUGGGCCUGGGAAAGACGGUGCAGGCCAUCUGCAUAGCCGACUACUACAGGAACGAGUGGCCUUUGCUGGUGGUGGCUCCCUCCUCUGUGCGCUUCACCUGGGCCGAGGCCUUCAGACGCUGGCUUCCCUCCCUGAGUGCUGACAGCAUCAACGUGGUGGUGAAGGCCAAAGAUAAUCUGCGCUCUGGUACGGUCAACAUCAUCAGCUACGACCUCCUGAGCAGGAUGGACAAGCAGCUGCCAGGAAACCCCUUCAGCGUUCUCAUCAUGGACGAGUCUCACUUUCUGAAGAACAUGAAGACUGCUCGUUGUAGGGCAGCCUUACCUCUCCUGAAGGCAGCAAAGAGAGUGAUUCUUCUGUCCGGGACCCCCGCCAUGUCCAGACCCUGUGAGCUCUACACCCAGAUCCUGGCUGUCAGGCCUACACUCUUCCCCCGCUUCCAUGAUUUUGGGAUGCGCUACUGCAAUGCCAAACAGAUGACUUGGGGCUGGGAUUACUCGGGCUCCUCUAACCUUGGAGAGCUGAAGCUGUUAUUGGAGGAGUGUCUGAUGCUGCGUCGCCUCAAGUCUGAAGUCCUCUCUCAGCUUCCCUCUAAACAACGCAAGGUGGUCACAGUGACUAUAGAUGGUGUCAGCACCCGCACCAAAGCUGCUCUGUCUGCUGCCGCCAAGCAGUUAGCCAACGGAAACAGCAAUAAAAGGGAAGAGAAGGAGGCCCUGCUCAUCUUUUAUAACCACACAGCUGAAGCCAAGCUACAAGCGAUUAUGGAGUACAUCACAGAUAUGAUGGAGUGUGGGAGGGAGAAGUUUCUAGUGUUUGCCCAUCAUAAGUUAGUCCUGGAUCAUAUCACCAGUGAACUUGGAAAAAAGAAUGCCGCUUACAUACGUAUAGAUGGGACCACUCCAUCGGCUGAACGGCAGCAGCUCUGUGAGAAGUUCCAGGUCUCGACCAAUAGCUGCAUAGCUGUCCUGUCCAUCACUGCAGCUAACAUGGGUCUGACUCUGCACGCUGCUGACCUUGUGGUCUUUGCUGAGCUUUUUUGGAACCCUGGGGUUCUCAUUCAGGCAGAGGAUAGGGUGCAUCGUAUUGGACAAACCAGCAAUGUGAACAUUCACUACCUGGUUGCCAAGGGAACUGCUGAUGAUCACCUGUGGCCAAUGAUCCAGGCCAAAAUGAAUGUCUUAGAGCAGGUAGGCCUAUCUGAGUCCAACCUCUCUGACAAGGCAGUCAACGCAAGCUUCCACUCUAAGGAUCCUAAGCAGAGGAGUAUCAUGGAAAUGUUCCAGAGCUCUUUCACUGCGGAUGAUGAUAUGGACGAGGCCAUCUUACUGGAGGCCGCAAACGACUGGGAGGACUCCCCGCCUGAAGACAGCUGUGGUCAACAAGGCAUGUUCGGACAAGACCCCAGCAAAAGGAGCAUCAAAGACUAUUUCAGCAGAUGACUUUUAAUGACUUUUAAUGGCUGACAGUCAACAAGCCCCAUACCAGAUUUUGCUGAGCUUAUCAUGAACUGAACGUAUGUGAACAUAACUUUUUUUUAAUACUUUAAUAAACCUAUUUUUUUGCGACAGAGAAAAUUAAUAAAUAUUUGAUUCUUAAGUUUUUCUUUAGAAUCUCUGAAAAUGUAUCCUGGCUGGUUACUUAUGCAGUGGGAUGUUUAUCUUUGAUUAUCUUGAGUACUGUUGCUGAUUUAGGGGGAAAAACAGUUUUAAUUUCAUAGUUAAAUGUGUAAGGCCUAGUCUCAAUAAUUCCACUAGCAAGCAUAAAGCAAUAAAGCUAAUGUUGGUUUAAUAGGUUUUUGUUCUGAUGAUGCUAAUUAAGCUGAGGUAAGUUGUCCACAAUUGUAAAGCUAAACUGCUGUUAUUAAGCUCAAAGGAAAAGAAUGUGUCUAAUCACUCAUAUUCAUAAUGUCACAGUGUGGUAGUUAGACCUGGAAAUGGCAAUUCAUUUGCAGGCAAUCCCAUGAUUGACUGAAUAGAGUGUACCUCUCAUUGUUGUCUAGUUAUAGGAAAAAAAGCUUUUAUUUUAUAAACCCUGAAAUAAUUGUUUUGUCGUGACUACAAUCCUGGUCAGGGUCGUGUAUUUUACAGCUGCUAAGAGGAGCUAAGGCAGCAUGUAGAGUGAUUAUCAUGUCAGCAGAAUAUAUUAAAAAAAAUAACUCAACCCCUUCUAAAGGAAUAUGAUGGCAGAUUGUAAUGUCCCUCCACCUACACAUACAGUAUACAAAGCAUGUAAACAGACAACACAUCUUCCUUGUUAUUUCAUGAUUCAUAGCUUGACAGAUUUGCAUUUUUUUCACAAUAUAUUACAGAAUAAACCUUCUAUGCAAGAGAAAUGA